AUGACAGAUAACUUCGAGGAUUAUGGGGAGUUCUCGACCACCUCAACCGAUGAACAGGUUGAGCAGACAUCCCCAGAAAGAGAAACAGUGGAGCGAGCUGCCAAGCCUACUAAGAAGCGUCGGAUAAGGGUAUGCUUAGACUAUUGCAAGUAUAGUGUGAUACAUGAAAUAUGCGAACGGCGAGGCUGGCGACAGGUAGGGGAGUCUGAUGACUGGAAUUUGCUGUGGAGCGACAGAUCAGUCACUGCGGAAAGAGUGAUGAGGAUGAAAGUCUACCAACGGAUUAACCACUUUCCAAGUAUGUAUGAAAUAACGCGGAAAGAUACACUUGCUAAGAACCUUAACAAGAUACGGAAGCUCAUGCCAGACGAAUACGACUUUUAUCCUAUGUCCUUCUACCUACCAGCAGACUCAGCGGAAAUGCGGCAGUAUAUAAGUAAGGCACCCAAAAAGUCAGUAUAUAUAACGAAGCCAGUUGCAUCUUGCCAGGGGCGGGGUAUACGCCUCUUCAAAAACAUUGACUCUAUCGACACCACUGAGCCACAGGUGGUUCAAGAGUAUGUUUCAAAGCCAUACUUAAUAGGCGGACUAAAGUUUGAUCUACGGAUGUACGUAUUGGUUGUCUCUGUAGCUCCUAUUCUCCGCCUUCUAGUGUAUGAAGAUGGAAUGGCUCGCUUUGCCACCGAGCCAUAUGCCGAGCCAACAGUCAAGAAUAUGAAGAAGACUUAUAUGCACCUGACCAACUAUGCAAUUAACAAGCGCAACGAGAACUUUAUCUUUAACGCAGAAGAGGACGAGGACAAUGUCGGAUCCAAGUGGGGCCUCCAGGCCGUCUGGGACAAGAUUGUUGAAGAUGGUGGAGAUCUGCAGAAGAUAAGGGAGGAUAUAAAUGACAUAUUUGUUAAAACAAUCCUUGCUGUGCUUCCAACUCUCCAGCACACCUAUAUGUCGUGUAGGCCUGCUGAAGUGAAAGCAGAGCCAGACGCCGGCAGCAUGAAUCAGCAAUACUUUGGUUCUAACUGCUAUGAAGUCUUAGGGUUUGAUAUAAUGAUCGAUAGCCUUUUCAAGCCGUGGCUUAUUGAAGUUAACCACAGCCCGUCCUUUACGUGCGACACGCCUUUAGACAUGCGCAUAAAAGAAACACUAAUUGAUGCCGUUCUUGACGUAAUCAACGUUACUAAUGGUGAUAGAAAGCAGUUCGUGCGCUUAGAGCGACAGAAGCACAUGAAGCGACUUUACGGGAAAACAAUGGCACGUCCACCACAAAUACAGAGUAAGGUGCCAAGGCCACCACAGAAGAAGGGAGCAGAGGAGGCACAGAAAAAGGUAUCUACCUUCAAAACGUAUGAAGAGCACAUCCAAAAGUGUCUCAAAAGGCUUCCAUUUGUGCAAAUAUAUCCCUUGCCAAAAGGGUGUCCAGACCCAUAUUAUUCUAUUCUGCAACGAAUACGGAACAAAGGGUCUGUGGAUCUUCCCGAUCGGCUGCAAAAUGUUCUUGCUAAAGGCGCGCCGUCUCAAACUAGCCUAUUACAGGCUACGGGAAAGCGAACAGCAUCUGCAACCCCAGCAGCACCGGCGAAGGUACAACCAAGACAGAUAUCUAAUAAUAUUGUUCCUGUCGCUGACAUGCACUCAUCUUCCAGUGUUCCUGUCCUAGAGCGGCAGAUUCGUCCGGAAUCACCACUGCGAAGGUCUCCGGAACCAGGCCUACAUGCUCCCCCUUAUUCUACUGCGAGCGCCACUACGGGUACGGGUGUCAACGCGAAUACAGGCUCCAUUGGGGCACCAACUGGGCUGCCAAACGACGCCCCCGAAUCAGAACCAUUUGACAGUUUACUAAAGCGUGCGCUCUUGGAAUUUGAGUACGGCAUAGCAAGUCGAUCCAUCAUAUUUAAAGGCAUCCAAGCCCCUGUGCUAUUGCCUCAGGGCCCACCCAGAAAUGAUAAAAUUGAGAAAACUAGAGAUGCUGAGCUACUGUCUAAACUGCGCGCUAUGCUCAAGUUCGGCGUUCGAGAAUAUGCCGAAAGCAUCAUCCAGGCUGGGCAAAAAUCAACACAGGUCACGUUAUCAAAACAACAACAGCCGCCACCGCAGCCAGUAAAACAAGAUAUAAAUCCUAUGCUAAUGGCAAACAGGUCCAAAUCGUCAGGCCAGUUUCAUAGUGCAGGAAUCAGGUCGGUGCCAGGGCACCCGGAUAUCCAUACUGCUUCUGUUUCUCGCGGAAAUUACUAUGGUGUGGGUACAGGGCGCAUUAUUAGGGCAUAUGAUGAAGCACCACUGCCUUCUGUCAUGUAUAAAGGCCUCUUUGCCAAGAAAUAA
Giardia duodenalis is the source of this 2319-nucleotide messenger RNA. RefSeq names its product Tubulin tyrosine ligase. Gene Ontology annotation, cellular component: cilium. Gene Ontology annotation, biological process: microtubule cytoskeleton organization; protein polyglutamylation. The record is from RefSeq and is a predicted model, not a curated record. The transcript has a single exon. Bases 1 to 2319 code for a protein of 772 amino acids. Gene Ontology annotation, molecular function: tubulin binding; tubulin-glutamic acid ligase activity. NCBI's taxonomy places the organism in Eukaryota, Fornicata, Diplomonadida, Hexamitidae.